GUCGUGAGACCGCGAUUGACUGAUCGUUCUGUGACGUGGAGCAGUAACGUUUGGCGUUUCUGAAUUAUUCUGGAACGGAUUUUUAAACUGGGAUCAUCAUGAGGGUCCAGCAAAUACUAAUAUGUUGCACUCUCGUCGCUGCCAUAUCUUUCGCAACUUCGAGCCCAGCAUCGCUGUUCAGUGGAGCCGUCUUUCCCGACGACGAAAAGUGGCCUUCACCUCUCGUUAAAUACAAAUUCGAAAAUUCAAAAGAGGAAUCGAAUCACGUAAAGGACUACGAGCUUUGCCAAACGAACGAGUGCAGAAAAAUUGCCGAAGAGUUUAGCAGCAGUUUGAACAAGUCGAUUGACCCAUGCGAGGAUUUUUACGAAUUCAGCUGCAGCGGAUGGGGCAAUAAAAAUCCUAUUCCUCCGAGCCUACCGUCUUGGAGUCGCUACAUGCUGUUCCAACAAACGGUUCAUCAUCGCAUCAAAGAAAUUUUGGAAACCGAGCCAGAACCCAGUGACAUUCUGCCUGUACGUCAAGCCAAGAAAUGGUAUCGUUCUUGUAUGGAUACAGAAACACUGGAAGAAAGAGGAAUGAAGCCUAUCGAAUCCAUUUUACUUCGAGCCGGUGGUUGGCCCAUAGCAAUGGACGAUGAAGAGUGGGACUCGGAAGUGUACACUUGGCAAGAAGUCGAACGUGAUUACGCUCGUUUGACAGGUGCUUACACUUUCUUCGAUUUGCGUGUCGGCCCGUCACAAGAUGAGAAUGAAUACGGCCGAAUAAUGAUCGUGUACGGCGACUUGCCUCUCGAACAACAAAUGCCUCUCAAGUACCGAAAUUACGAAGGCGACGAUUACGAGGAAUACGUGAAUUUCGUAGCAGAAGUUGCAGGAAUAUUUGUAGCGUUGAGUCGAGCUGAUGUAUCUGAAGAAAAAAUACGACAAGAAGCGAAAGCCAUGGUCGAAUUUGAAAAACAACUUUACGAGAUUCGAGAUUUUUCAAAAAAUGAAGAAAUGACGAUGGAAGAAUUCGUCGAUUGGUACAAAAAUAAUGUGACCGAACAGAAUGCGGAUUCAAAGUCGAUAAUCGAUUGGCAAGUUCUGAUUCAGGGCCUAUUUGAUCCUGUUAAUAUCAAGGUGCAUCCAUCGACGCCGAUGUUAGUCUACGGUGUCAGUUAUUUUGUCGGAAUUCGUGAUCUAUUGGCAGAAACUCCUGUGAGAACGAUCGUGAACUUUAUACAUUGGAACUUCGUCGCAAACAUGUUAACUUACACGACUAAAGAUGCGACCGACGUGUUGUACGCUCUUCUCAUGGAAGAAUAUGGCAUCAAAGAACGACCUCCGCGUUGGUCCGAGUGUGUGGACGAAAUGAAAAUGACAGAUGCUGCGGCAUACGCAUUCGUGAAUAAAUACGUAACAAAAGAGACAGAAGCGAAGGUUUUGAAAAUGACGAAAAACAUACAAUCCGCGAUGGAAGAUCAAAUAGAAAAAUCGGGCUGGCUCGACGAAGAAUCCAAGGCACUGGCCAAAGACAAACUCAACAGCAUGAGAGUUUUUGUUGGCUUUCCCGAUUGGUAUAAGAACAAGAAAGCCGUACUGCAGUCUUACAAAGGGUUGAGCAUCGGAACAGAAUACUUCGACAACACUUUGAGCUUCAUGAGAUACAAGAGAAAACAAGAACUGAAGAAAUAUACAGGCAACGAGGAAGAUGACGAUCCAUGGAUGCUUGAUCCGAUAACUGUCAAUGCUGCUUACCUGCCCGAGGAUAAUUUACUGAAUAUUCCAGCAGCGGAUUUCCAAUCACCUCUUUUCACUCCACAUAUGCCAGACACUGUGAACUAUGCAACAGUCGGUGUUAUCGUUGGUCACGAAAUCGGUCACGGAUUUGAUGACGACGGUAUUCAGUUUGGUAAAGACGGCAAUAAAACGAAACUUUCGGAGACCAUGUUAAAGAGUUUUUACCGAAGAGCGAACUGUUUUAUUGAUCAGUAUGAGGUUUAUUACGAGGAACCGAAAGGAUCGGGAACGACAGAAAGCAGUGACAGCAGCGAAGAAAUUAUGAAAGUCUCGCGUCAAAGAUCGCACAUAACGAGAGGAGAAAAUAUGGCCGAUACAACGGGUAUUCAAGCCGUUUUUGAAGCUUACAAGAAAGUGAAAAAAGCUAAUGGUAGCGUGAGACUUCCAGGGCUCGAGGAAUACACGGACGAGCAAUUGUUUUUCAUUUCAUUUGGGGCGAUGUGGUGCGAAGCUGGAACUCCGCAGUACGAAAAGAAGAGAAAGCAAUCUGGCGAUCCGCACAGCCCGUCAAAAAUCAGAGUCAUCGGAGCAGUGUCAAAUACUAAAGGAUUCGCCGAAGCAUUCAAUUGCCCGGUGGGGACCGCCAUGAAUCCCGUGAACAAAUGCAACAUUUGGGAAAAAUCUAGUGAAGAGACAGAUCCGAAAGCAGCGUGGAUGAACAAAAAGCAUCAUCGCUGGGGAGGACAAUGGAGAAUUUAAAAUAAUAAUCUACCAAUCUCAAUAUAACUACCUUAAACUUUGCAUCGCAUUCAUCGAUUUGACACAGUUCAAUUUGACGGCUUGUUACAAGUACUAUGUAAAUCAUUAGUAAACUUGGAAUCGCUGAAAA
This is a messenger RNA of Venturia canescens, 2610 nucleotides long. RefSeq names its product endothelin-converting enzyme homolog. The transcript has 18 exons. Gene Ontology annotation, cellular component: plasma membrane. Gene Ontology annotation, biological process: protein processing. Gene Ontology annotation, molecular function: metalloendopeptidase activity. Lineage: Eukaryota; Metazoa; Arthropoda; Insecta; Hymenoptera; Ichneumonidae. The record is from RefSeq and is a predicted model, not a curated record. Bases 99 to 2480 code for a protein of 793 amino acids.